Messenger RNA from Durio zibethinus, 1738 nucleotides. RefSeq names its product medium-chain-alcohol O-fatty-acyltransferase-like. Lineage: Eukaryota; Viridiplantae; Streptophyta; Magnoliopsida; Malvales; Malvaceae. Gene Ontology annotation, molecular function: diacylglycerol O-acyltransferase activity. The record is from RefSeq and is a predicted model, not a curated record. Gene Ontology annotation, biological process: triglyceride biosynthetic process. Gene Ontology annotation, cellular component: plasma membrane.
AUGGAGUUUGGAGGUAUUUAUGAUAGGCAAAACGUCGGCCAAGAAGAUACGAAUAGGAGAGGUUUAAGAUCAAGAAGUCAUAUUGGUCUUAAACAAAUCAAAGUAAGAAAAGAAAUAGAUGAUGAGAGUGGUGAGGAAAAGGAGCCCUUGAGUCCGAUGGCUCGUAUGUUUCAUGAGCCUGAAUCUGACGUAUAUAUUAUUGUCAUUGUGGGGUUUAAGAGCCCCAUCGAACCAUCUAGUUUCAAAGCAAACUUGGUGGAGACUCUGCUUAAGCAUCCUCGUUUCUCUAGUGUGCAGGUUGCAGAUGAUGAGAAUGGUAGGGAGCUGAAGUGGGUACAAACAAAGGUAGACAUAGAUAAACAUGUUAUAGUUCCCAUGGUUGAUCAAGUUAUGGCCUCCUCCUCAGAUAAAUAUGUUGAAGAUUACGUUGCCAACAUUAGUAAGACCAAGAUUAGCAUGUCCAUUCCCAUGUGGGAUUGCCAUAUUCUAAACCUCAAAACCUGUGAUGCUGAAUCCACACUGGUUAUUCGAGUUCAUCACUCCCUUGGCGAUGGCACAUCUCUCAUGUCACUGCUAGUGUCUUGCUCUCGUAAAGUAUCUGACCCUGACGCAUUGCCAACUUUUCCAGCAAUGAAGAAACCGAGAUCGGCCGGAUGGUUUUGGAGAUUUUGGUCUGUUUUGGUGUUAAUUUGGAACACUUUGGUUGAUAUGGGGAUGUGUGUGGCAACAACGUAUUUCUUGAAGGACACUCAAACGCCCCUCAAAGCUCCUUCAAGUACUGUUGCUUUUACUUCUCGGCGAAUUGUGCGUCGAGCUUUUUGUUUGGAUGAUGUCAAAUUGGUGAAAAAUGCAACCAACACGACGGUGAACGACGUGAUGCUAGCAAUCACACAGGCAGGCUUAUCUCGAUAUCUCAACAAGAAAUAUGGUGGAGAAGCAAGAGGAAGGGAAAACAACUUUCCCAACAAUAUUCGUCUUAGAGCCACUCUUUUCAUCAACUUGAGAUCAUCUCCAGGGGAUUAUGCCUUAGCAGAGAUGGCGAAGAAGAAUAGCAAAGCCGAGUGGGGGAACAAGAUUGGUUAUGUUCUCUUCCCUUUUACAAUUGCAUUGAAAGAUAAGCCAUUGGAUUACAUUCGUGAUGCCAAAGCCACAAUGGAUAGAAAAAAAGCUACUCUUGAAGCCAAAUUCAGAUUAUUUAUGGCCAAGUUUUUUGUGAGGUUUUGUCGUACCAAAUUGGCCACUUUUCCAUUAACAACUAUGUGGUUCUCAAAUAUGGCGGGGCCUCUGGAAGAAAUUAGCAUUUUUGGCAACCAAGUCUCCUUCAUCGCUCCAUCUUUGUAUGGUCAACCAGUGGCGCUGACAAUUCAUGUCGUUAGCUACGCCAAGAAGAUCACUAUGGUGUUAUCAGUCGAUGAUAACAUAAUUCCAGACCCCUAUCAGUUAUGUGAUGACUUUGAAGAAUCCCUCAAACUCUUCAAGAAUUCGGUCACUGCUGAAGGCCUGAUCCUUAAUUAAAAAUCAUCACUUUCAGUUUCACCAGUGGGUUGCGGCCACGUGGUUGCUUAAGUAUUCUUUAGGAUGGUUUGUAUUUUCAGAUGAUGUCAUGUUUAUGAACUAUAUCUACAAGACACUUCAAUUCAGCACUAAUUACUUCCUGGGUAAUAGUUUAAGGCUUGAGUGCUGAAGCUUAUUCUGUUUAAUACUAUGAAAAUAAAAAGUGUGCAAUUCUACAUGUUUG